Messenger RNA from Triplophysa dalaica, 795 nucleotides. RefSeq names its product urokinase plasminogen activator surface receptor-like. NCBI's taxonomy places the organism in Eukaryota, Metazoa, Chordata, Actinopteri, Cypriniformes, Nemacheilidae. The record is from RefSeq and is a predicted model, not a curated record. The transcript is spliced from 5 exons. The coding region runs from base 25 to 639 and encodes 204 amino acids.
AUUUUAGUCACCACAUGACCAACAAUGGACCUUUACAUAAUCGCCGUUCUCCUUUUUUCUCUUUUUGCUGGAGGACACUCACUCCAGUGUAAUGAGUGUACAAAUACGACGGGUCCUUGUGUAGGCGAAGCAAAGACGUGUUCCGUUCUACUUACUGCAUGUGCAAGUGCUACAGUAGUUAAACCUAAUGGCACCAAUGUGGUGACCACUCAGGUUAAGAGUUGUAAUUCGCCACUGAACUGUGUUAAUGGAUCUGUUAAUUUUGGGAUUGAAAGAGCAACAAUAUCUAUGAAGUGCUGUAACACCAACCUCUGUAAUACCCAAGAUGUCCCAGAUUCCAACACAAUCAUCCACAAUGGAAAACAAUGUUACUACUGUGAUGCGAACAAUUGCUCAAACAAAUUAAAAUGUUUAGGAACUGAAGACUACUGCAUUAAAGCAAAAGCAAACAAUGACUCUCUGCCAGCGACUGUAAAAGGAUGCGUCAGUAAAUCUCUCUGCGAUAUUACAUCACUUGUGCCGGAGGGUUACGUGGACAUCUCAUGUUGUCAGGGGGAUCUGUGUAACAGUGCUAAAAGCAUCAAUCUGAACCUCCUCCUCCUCUCAUGGCCGUUCUUCUUCUACACACUGUUUCACUGAAUUUAGCAGAACUUCAAACUCUAGUCAAAUGUUUUAGAUUUUGUGGUUAGGGUAGUAAAACAUGGAGGGAAAGUUUUAUGUUUAAACAUUAAACAGCUCAUUACUGCAACAACCGAGUGUGACAUAUUUUGUAAUAAAAUACUUGUUUUCAUUGUA